Molecule: messenger RNA, 2743 nt
Organism: Talpa occidentalis (Iberian mole)
Lineage: Eukaryota; Metazoa; Chordata; Mammalia; Eulipotyphla; Talpidae
Product: zinc finger protein 260-like
Exons: 1
Coding region: 203-1924 (573 amino acids)
Biological process (GO): negative regulation of transcription by RNA polymerase II
Molecular function (GO): DNA-binding transcription repressor activity, RNA polymerase II-specific
Source: RefSeq, a predicted model, not a curated record
AAAAAAUCUUAAAAAAAAAAAAAUUAAAAAAAAAAAAAAGAGAUAUGGUGGAGCGGCCUCUAAAACCUCUGUUCUGACUGAACAUCAGAAAACACAAGCAGAUGAUCAACCUGAUGACUGUGGGGGCACCUCUGAGAUUUCCUUACAGAGGGGAUACCAGAGAAAUCUCACUGCAGUGAAGUAGUUUGGCUCUAAUGAUUACAUGAAAACUUACUCAUGGAAGACUGCCCUCACUUUACAUCCACAAUCUCAAACGGGAGUGAAGCACUACCCAUGUCAGGUUUGUAAGAAAACUUUCAGGUGGAAAUCUGCUUUUAGUGUCCAUCAGAGAACUCAUACAAGGGAGAAACCCUAUGAAUGUCAGGCGUGCAGGAAAGUGUUCUCCCGUAAGUCAGUUCUUGUUCUACAUGAGAGGACUCACACUGGAGAGAAAUGCUAUGAAUGUGAAGGGUGUGGGAAAGCUUUUUCCAGGAAGUCUCACCUUACUGAGCAUCAGAGAAUUCACACUGGAGAGAAUCCCUAUGAAUGUCAAGAGCGUAGGAAGACGUUCCCCUGGAAAUUAUCCCUCCCUCACCAUCAGAGACGUCACACAGGUGAGAAACCCUAUAAAUGUGAAGGGUGUGGGACAGCUUUUUCCAGUAAGUCUUACCUCAAUGAGCAUCAGAGAAUUCACACUGGAGAGAAGCCUUAUGAAUGUGAAGAGUGUAGGAAGAUUUUCUCCUGCAAAUCAUCCCUCAGUAACCAUCAGAGAAGUCACACUGGAGGGAAACCUUAUGAAUGUCAAGAGUGUAGGAAGACUUUCCACUGGAGACCAUCCCUCAUUCACCAUCAGAGUAGUCACACUAGAGCGAAACACUAUGAAUGUCAAGCAUGUAGGAAAGUGUUCUCCUGUAAGUUAGUUCUUGUUCUACAUAAGAGGACUCACACUGGAGAGAAAUCCAAUGAUUGUGAAGAGUGUGGGAAAGCUUUUUCUAGAAAGUCAUUCCUCAGUCAACAUCAGAGAAGUCACACUGGAGAGAAACCCUAUGAAUGUGAAGGGUGUGGGAAAGCUUUUUCCAGUAAGUCUUACCUCAGGGAGCAUCAGAGAAUUCACAGUGGAGAGAAGCCUUAUGAAUGUCAAGAGUGUAGGAAGACUUUCCCCUGGAAAUCAUCCCUCAGUUACCACCAGAGAAGUCACACUGGAGAGAAACCCUAUGAUUGUGAAGGGUGUGGGAAAGCUUUUUCUAGUAAGGCACACCUUAUUAGACAUCAGAUAAUUCACACUGGAGAGAAACCCUAUGAAUGUGAAGGGUGUGGGAAAGCUUUUUCCAGUAAGUCUUCCCUCAAGGAGCAUCAGAGAAUUCACACUGGAGAGAAACCCUAUGAUUGUGAAGGGUGUGGGAAAGCUUUUUCUAGUAAGGCACACCUUAUUAGACAUCAGAAAAUUCACACUGGAGAAAAACCCUAUGAAUGUGAAGGGUGUGGGAAAGGUUUUUCCAGUAAGUCUUACCUCAGGGAGCAUCAGAGAAUUCACAGUGGAGAGAAGCCUUAUGAAUGUCAAGAGUGUAGGAAGACUUUCCCCUGGAAAUCAUCCCUCAGUUACCACCAGAGAAGUCACACUGGAGAGAAACCCUAUGAUUGUGAAGGGUGUGGGAAAGCUUUUUCCAGUAAGUCUUCCCUCAAGGAGCAUCAGAGAAUUCACACUGGAGAGAAACCCUAUGAUUGUGAAGGGUGUGGGAAAGCUUUUUCUAGUAAGGCACACCUUAUUAGACAUCAGAGAAUUCACACUGGAGAGAAAACCUAUGAAUGUGAAUUGUGUGGGAAAGCUUUUUCCAGUAUGUCUUCCCUCAAGGAGCAUCAAAUAAUUCACAGUGGAGUGAAACCCUAUGAAUAUGAAGGGUGUGGGAAAGCUUUUUUCCGUAAGUCAACCCCCAUUAGACAUUAGAGAAUUCACACUGGGGAGAAACCCUAUGAGUGUCAAGAGUGUGGGAAGACUUUCUGCCACAAAACAUCCCUCAGUAAACAUCAGAGAAGUCACACUAGAGAAAAGCCUUAUGAGUGUCAAGAGUGUGGGGAAAUUUUUCCAGUAAGCACGCUCUCACUGGACAUCAGAGAUGUCACUGGACAAAAUCCCUAUGAUUGUGAAGAAUGUGGGAAAACUUUUCAGGAAGUCAACCGUCACUAGGCAUGACAAACUCCACACUGGAGGGAAAUGCUAUGAAUGUCAAGAAUGCGCAGGCAGGCCUCCCCUGGUGGUGCAGGUGGUUGAACGCAGCACUGUGAAGCUGUCCGUGUCCUUUGUGGUGGGAGUUUGAUUUCCUGGCCAGCCAGGAGCAACCAAAUGGUGCGGCAGACCUCUCCUGUCUGGCCCGCUGCAUGUAUUUCAGCAGUGUAUUUCGGUCAGUCUGCCUGUUCUGUUCCCCGCUCUGUCUCUGGUGCAUCCUCUCACCCUCCCACACAUCUGGCCUGUACCCUGGUUCUGGUAUGCUUGAAUAAAUAAAAAUCUUUAAAAAAAUAUUCAAACUUAGGAGCUCAAACCACAUCAUUCAGUUGAGAGCAAUGGGAACUGACAUACAGUUUCACUCCUAAUUGCGUGGAGUUACCUGGUUCACUCUUCUCCCAAGUUCAUGCAGUGAUGAUGUCUCUGUUCCUGUUGCUGUUGCUUCUAGUAUCCUCUUAAGUUCCUGGGCGAUGCUAUUCAUGUCCACGGUAGCUAUCUAUCUACAUGGCACAUUGCAUGUUGCGUGGGUAAGGGAUCUCUCUG